This is a messenger RNA of Penicillium canariense, 2271 nucleotides long. Its product is annotated as SH3 domain-containing protein. The record is from RefSeq and is a predicted model, not a curated record. The coding region runs from base 1 to 2271 and encodes 756 amino acids. The transcript has 5 exons. Gene Ontology annotation, molecular function: protein binding. Gene Ontology annotation, cellular component: cell tip; microtubule cytoskeleton. NCBI's taxonomy places the organism in Eukaryota, Fungi, Ascomycota, Eurotiomycetes, Eurotiales, Aspergillaceae. Gene Ontology annotation, biological process: establishment or maintenance of actin cytoskeleton polarity.
AUGACAAGGCCUCAGAUGAUCCGAGCCGAUACCUUGGACCUUCAAGACCACGAUGCCCCAUCGGCCAAAGAUCACACCAAACAACCCGAACACCCUAGUCCGUUGGGGGGCGGCCGGCCUGCCCCCCACCAGGAACUUUCCAUUCGCCAUGCCGAUCAAGACUCGAAGUCGGAGAUCUUGGGGGUUCCCGGUUCCAACGGCGGUCAUGAAGCCCGCGACGGCAUGGACAUGUACCGCGAACCUGAAGAUACAGAUGAAGAGGUAGGACAAAACGGGGAAUAUGAUCAUGAAGAAGGCGACUUGGCAGACGGCGAAAGCGACGAUCUCCUCGAUGAUGAUAUGAUGGACAAACUAUCCAGUUCUCCUUCGAUCGAUGACGAGGAUAUUGACUUUGAAUUCGUCUACGCGCUUCACAAUUUCGUCGCAACCGUCGAUGGGCAAGCAAACGCCGCCAAGGGAGAUACUAUGGUGCUUCUGGAUGAUAGCAACAGUUACUGGUGGCUUGUACGAGUGGUCAAAGACGGAAGUAUUGGAUAUCUUCCUGCAGAGCACAUCGAAACGCCCACCGAACGUCUCGCUAGAUUAAACAAACACCGAAACGUCGAUCUCUCGGCGACCAUGCUAGGCGAUAACUCCGAAAAGUCUAAGAAUCCUCUGAAGAAGGCCAUGCGACGACGAAAUGCGAAAACCGUCAACUUUGCUGCACCGACGUACAUCGAAGCGUCAGAUGUCGAGUUCUCCACAGACGAAGAAGAUGAACAUGGCGACUUCUUCAAUGACGAUGAAACAGUCGAGUCGGAGGAUGACGAAGCUCAAGAGCAGAAUCAAGACAUCAUUGUGGAGCCUCUCCGGCCUAAGGCCCAGAAGGAGAAGGCCGCAGAGCGGAGCGAGGGCACACACUCACCUGAAAAGCAAGAACCCGAGAGAACAAGCUCUGAGCCGCGACGGUCGAGCGAGGAGUUCUUUGACCCGGAAGCCGGAACAACAGAACCUACUGUCAGUAGAUCCAGAAAUGGCACUGUACGCAAUACAGAUUCUUUCUUCAAAGACGACACUGCCGAGCCGAAAAAGAUCUCCCUCACGCCUAAUCUGCUGCGCGAUGAAUCUAGCAGUACUACCUUGACUAACGACUGGAAAGAUACCGGCCGUGGAAGCUUCGAAUCCAUCGACAAAGCGACUGCUUCGCAGGACAAGCUUAAAGAUGACAAGAAACGUAAAGACAAGAAACCCGGGAUGCUCAGCGGGCUGUUCAAGAGGAAAGACAAGAAAAGCAAGUCGCCCGAGGAUGAUUUCGAAGAGACUGAGCGAUCUCCAGCCGAAUCUUCAUUCCGAGCUUCACCUCAACCCAAGACAUCCCUAGAGUCUCUGUCGCCAGAACAACGGCCUGUUAAACCCCAGCGGCAGGCUAGCAACAAGCUCCAGAAACAACCGCCGUCUGCGAUCUCUCCUGCGGCUCGAAUUGAUAUACAGGCCGAUUCUGUGGCAUCCGAUCCGAUCAAGGAAAGAGAGAUUGUGAUCGCGAACCAGACAGGCCAGUCGAUUCGACGAGUGACAUCACAGGAAACCGACAACCUCAAGGAAAGCCGAGGAGCCGUGGCCUCUCCCGUCAGCCAGCGGAGCCCCUCGAAGGAAUCAUUUGUUACUCCGUUCGAGUCCCAGGAUCCGUUGGCAUCUCCGGUCGAUCGGCCAUCCAGCGAAGCACAAUGGCGAGGAGCUUACGACUCGGUCGAGCAGCGAGCGGCUACUGGCCAUAUUUCCGUGACAUCUCCGCCUCAGAAGUUCAUCCCGAAGGUAGUGGCUGGCCACACCGACCAAGGAUCGCAGUCUCCGGUCAACGGCUCUCCAAUGGAGUCUCAUAUCCUAAUUGCUGCACCCGGGCUGAGCAAGGAAGCCGCGCUGCGGGCGCGCUCUAUCUCCCCGGCCUCCCCACCAUCGUCGCCUGAGGCCGACGUCGACCUCAAGGGUAGUGAGGCUACCCCCGUCCCUUCACUGGACACACUCUCAGUGGGCACUCCAACCUGGAGCGACGCCAGUCUACGAUCAUACCUCGAUGACGAAAACGACAUUCGCGACCUUUUCAUUAUCGUCCAUGACAAAUCCAAUAUUCCCCCUGCCGGUCCUGACCACCCCGUCACUGGCCGUCUCUUCAAGGAAGAGAGCAAACGGCUCAAAGAGAUGAACAAUCAACUCGACGAGAUGCUUGUCAACUGGAUGUCUCAGCGGAAGAGAUACUCCAGUGCAAUGCGGAGCGUGCGGAGCCCGACCGCCUAG